Epinephelus moara (kelp grouper) is the source of this 2963-nucleotide messenger RNA. RefSeq names its product adrenoceptor alpha 2C (gene adra2c). Bases 356 to 1702 code for a protein of 448 amino acids. Gene Ontology annotation, molecular function: alpha2-adrenergic receptor activity. Gene Ontology annotation, biological process: regulation of smooth muscle contraction; platelet activation; regulation of vasoconstriction. The transcript has a single exon. The record is from RefSeq and is a predicted model, not a curated record. NCBI's taxonomy places the organism in Eukaryota, Metazoa, Chordata, Actinopteri, Perciformes, Serranidae. Gene Ontology annotation, cellular component: membrane.
GGAUGCGGAGGUGGAGAGAUGCGGGCGCAGUCGGGAUGGGAGAGGGCGCGUUGAGGAGGGAGCCCGCUCACUAACUAUGGAAAUUCAGCCUGCACGUUUUCGGAAUAAGGAGUUAAAGACUUUACACAUCGCGCUCUCUGUCUCGCUCCCUCUCUCUGUCUUCAUCUCUUUUUUCCAAAGGAGAGACUUGCAUGCAGGAGGUGGAAGAUCGCAGGUGAGGAGAGAAGAAAAAUGCCAUUUGCAGUACAUUUCUGGAGUGAAAUAUGCGCUGAUGGUCUGAUGCGAUAUUUCUACAGAUUAUUUACGCACAUUUUAAUUUUUUAAAAGUCAUCAUAUUGACUUAAAAAGACUCAAAAUGGAUUUCUUGAACAGGUCCAGCCUGGAGGACGGGAUAGAGGCAGAGAAUAUCUCAUCUAAUUCCACCUCUCAGAGCCAGUACACCCAGCUCGCUAUCUGGGGUCUGGCCGGACUUGUCAGCUUUCUGAUUUUGUUUACAAUAGUCGGGAAUGUCUUGGUUGUUAUCGCCGUUUUAACGAGCAGAGCUCUGAAACCACCCCAGAAUCUUUUUCUUGUCUCCCUGGCCAGUGCGGACAUACUGGUGGCCACCCUGGUCAUGCCCUUUUCUCUGGCCAAUGAACUCAUGGGCUACUGGUUUUUUGGGAAAAUUUGGUGUGACAUCUACCUGGCUCUGGACGUUUUAUUCUGCACCUCCUCUAUUGUUCAUCUGUGUGCAAUUAGUUUGGACAGGUACUGGUCAGUGACACAGGCGGUAGAGUAUAACUUAAAGAGAACGCCUAAAAGAGUUAAAGGGAUGAUUGUAGUGGUGUGGCUGAUCUCAGCUGUCAUCUCCUUCCCACCGCUGAUAUCAAUGGACAGGAGCAGCAGUGAGGCCAAUCCCCAGUGUAUCCUGAAUGAUGAGACCUGGUACAUCCUCUACUCCAGUAUUGGCUCAUUCUUUGCCCCCUGUGUCAUCAUGAUCCUGGUCUACAUUCGGAUUUACCAAGUGGCAAAGACCAGGACCAGAACAAUGUCAGAGAAGAAGAGGGAUGUGGACUCGCCACUGGAGAAUGGGAUGGACCAAGCCGAAGCAGGCAGAGGAGGGUCACAAAAGUCCACCAGGGACGGGAGCAUGAAAGAUCAGGAACGUGAGAACGGGCACUGCCAAGAGCAGGUGGUUCGAUCCCCUCUACCAAACGAGCCCAAACACCCACCUACAGACCACGAUGAUGACUUUGACGACAGCAGCUCGUCAGACGAGAAACCUAAGAAAAGUUCCUCUAAACAUCACCGUAACGACAAAAAAGACAGGAAGUCCAGCCGGAAAAGCAGCUCCGCCUCAAAAUACUCCAGCAGGAAGUCGCGUGCCAGUUCCAAGUCUAUGGAGCUGUUCUCAUCUCGCCGCAAACGCCGGAGCACCGUCAAUCGCAAGAAAGUCUCCGCUGCUAGGGAGAAACGCUUCACCUUUGUCCUCGCUGUCGUCAUGGGUGUUUUCGUCGUGUGCUGGUUUCCUUUCUUCUUUUCCUACAGCCUGUACGGGAUCUGCCGGGAGCCGUGCCAGAUACCUGAGACGCUGUUUAAGUUCUUUUUCUGGAUUGGUUACUGUAACAGCUCAUUAAACCCGGUCAUUUACACCAUCUUCAACCAGGACUUCCGCAGAGCCUUCCAGAAGAUCCUCUGUAAGUCAUGGAAACGCUCUUUCUGAAUGCUUCCUGCAUGGAUAGGGUUGUAUUAGACAUUUUACCCAGCAGACAGAUUUUUACUGAUCUGAGCUGUAGGAUGAAGUGCUGGCCUGGGGGGGCUUUCAGACCUUUACUUUCAGGGAUGCACUAAGAAAUGAAGGGACGAUUGAACUAAGGCGCAGAAAAGGGGUUCAGGAAGGCUAUUCAGGCUGCUUUUGAACUGUGAUAUGGGCUUCAGCUCAUUUCCCCCCCUACUCAUCGACUUCUUCUCCCUUCACUGACAUACAACAAACUGACUCGGAACAGUUACUGUGAUGCAUGCACACCACAGUGGCUGCACUUGGAGGAACUGCACAGGAGGCAAAAGGUUUACAGAGACACUCGAUUUUACAAUGUGACCUCAUUCACUGAAUUUACCUGUAUUGCGAAGGCCUUGACAAUCUCCACACAACCGUUGCUUGUGACUUUAGAUAGUGGCGUCUAUCUUCUCUUUCUGUCUCUAACUCGACUUUUUUCUCUACCUUUCUAUUACGUCACACUCUCGACAUGAGGACCAAUGGGACGAAGGGGCUCCUUGCUAACUGUUUCAGUAGCAAAACAGUUUCAUUAAAAAACAAACAAAAGAAAAACUACAAAAAAAACUAAAAAGUCAUGUUUCUGCUUCAGUGUUCUGUAUGGGGCUAAAAAAUGUCUGAACUGGGAGCUGCAGUGGAAACUUUUUAUCAGGAUGUGUAGUUUUUUUUUUUUUGUGAACUUGUACAUGUGGCUCAGUCUGGAUACAGUGGCAUGUACAGCAGAAUGACUUCAUGGGCAAUUUCCUCUCCCAGGCAUGUGUCUGCACCUUCUGCUCCCCUCUGAGAAAAUUGAUGGAGUACAGAGGUACUGCUGAGGCAGAUGGGCACCCACUGACGCUUUCACUGUGUGUGUACUCGUGUGUGUGUGUGUGUGUGUGUGUGUGUGAGAAAGAGAGGACAAAGUGUAUAACAUGGGGAAAUCUGUGGUGAUAAAGUGAGCUGCAGAAUUUACGCAUCUUAUCCCAACUGCCAGUUAGUGAUUGUAAGUGUGUGUCUGUGUGUAUCUGUACGUGUGUGCAUGUGUGUGUGUGUGUGUGUGUGUGUGUGUGUGUGUGCAUAAGCUUGCUCAAAUGGCCCGAUUCUUUCUGGUCAAAUGUCUUUCUACUCGCAUCCUAUUUUCUGUCACACGUCUAUUCUCUUCCUCAAAGCCACAAAAAGCACUUAGCCACAGUAAACACCCAAACACCUUAUCACUCUGUUCUAAUGUCUG